AACAAGGCAUUCCUUCUUCUCUGUCUUUUCGAGGUGGGAGAUGCUCCGUCAGAUGAACGACAGCAGCACUGCGGCGGCCACGCUGCUCAAGGAGGUCUUGGCUGAUAUCAAGUUGGCGGAGCGCAAGGGCGAGCGUCGGCAGGAGCCCGAUGAGGUGGAUCUGCAAGAGGGCGUGCAAUUCUGGCCCUUCGAGGCGCCCUGGUGGCCCGAACCUGGCAUGGUCAGUGAGAGCCGUCCAUGGCAGAAGACGCCAGUGAUGCUUAAGGCACGGCAGGAUCUUUGUGUGUGCCUUUUGACGCAGGAGAAGGUGCGUGACGGCGAUGAGGUGCUCUACCCCUACCCAAGCAUGAUCGUCAGCAACGGUGGGUAACACUUCUGCAAUGUGUGUGUGGCUGGAUCAGCCUGGAUCUCUGUGCCUCUCUGCAGGUGUGAGCGUGGACGCCUUCGAGCGGCCCGUGAGUGUGGGCCGCCAGUCGCCCCUCGAGGGGCUGAGCUGUGUUGUGGCCUGCCCCAUCAAGGCGUCAGACGCUGUGAGCGACCAACAAACACACAUACACAGAGAGAGAAGGGCGCGUGAUGAACGUUGUAGUGAUGUGCCUGCCGUGUGUUGAUGGUGUCUGCAGUCGAGGGGCGUGACGGUGCGCGACUUCGUGACGGCACUCGAGCAGUGUGAGGAUCCCAACAGCGGCGACAGCGAGGAGUGUGAGGACUCGGAGUGGUUCAUUGAGGAGUGGGAGCAGAUCGCCACUCUGCUGCGACCCGACACAGCGAUCCACGGCCGAGGAAAGACCGGGUGAGUGAGAGAGCGGCGGACACGAACGAAUCCCGUCACAGCUAGAAAAUGUUCCGUCGGUGUGUCCUUUAGAUACCUGAUCAACAUGGUGCGGGUGGCUACGGGGCGCUAUCGGGUCAUAUGGGACGAUUUCGACUGCAAUUGACAACCGAGGCAGGUGGGUGAGUGAGGUGGUUGAAAGAAAUACAUACACGGCCGGCAAGUCAAAGGCAGCCUCGUGCGUUGCUUGCUGCAGGCAGCGUCAUGACCGAGCAAUCCAUCCGAUGAGUGACAGCAACACCUUCCUCUGGCCAGCUAAGUGACUGGUCUGACUGUCUGUCUGUCUGUCUGCCUGCGACUCUAUGACAGUCGGCUGGCUGCCUGUGCUGUCCCUCUCUGUCUGUACCUAUCUGUUCUUGUUCGUUCCUGUAUCUGACGGAUGAUUUUGGCUGGCUUGCUCUCGAAGGUCUCGAACGUGUGGUGGUGCGGCAUAUCCAUGUCUGCACUGGCGACACGUGCGGGAUGGCCGAGACGAGCCGGACAAAGGCACCAGCAGAUGGACUUACUCUUCUUUAAUUGUCUUUUUCUUGCUACACAUCCUGCCGGCCUGUUUGUCGCACAUUGUGAGUCGAAUGAUUCGUGUACAGAGAGAGAGAGAGCGCGCUACAGAAAGGGAUACAUGGGUGGGUAAACUUUAGUUCGUGGCCCGUAUGAGACUGCUGUAUGUUGCGUGACCCGAGGGAGAAGGGCUGACUUACGUGUUUGUACAUAGCUGUGUUCAUGCCUACCUGCCAUCACGUCGGGCACCCGCACUCACAUAGUCGGCUGACAGGCUUUUGCGCAGUUGAUUUCUGUCCAUGUCCAUGGUAUGUAUAUCUCCCCUUCCCGCUCGAAAGCACACGCUUGUCUAUCCCAGUCAGGGUACAGACACUCUUGUCUGCCGAUGCAGACGCUGUCUUUGCAAGCAUCAUGAUCAC
Messenger RNA from Vitrella brassicaformis, 1749 nucleotides. NCBI's taxonomy places the organism in Eukaryota, Vitrellaceae. The record is from the annotation of a GenBank genome assembly.